AAACUGUCAAGAGCAUUGCGCUGUGUAGUGCUUUCACAGAAUUUCUGCAUUCCACAGGAAUUUCUCACCAAUUUUCACUGCAAUCCUCCUUUUAUCUUUCACCUCCGCAUCCACAACACUCCCACUUGGACUGCAUUUGGCCGUGAGCCCCAAAAUCAUCGGAUACCCGUGCAAUAGGCCGUAGGAAGUUGGAGAGAGUGUGGCACGAGAAAUAGGGACACCUCAUAAGACACAGCAGAAUGGCUCGCGGGCACCAGAAGCUGCAGUCACAGGCGAAGGCGCAGGAGAAGCAGGCCAAGCAGAAGAAGCAGCAGGGACACAAUGCCAAUGAGCAGAAGAAGGCCGCCCAGAAAGCCCUCGUCCACGUCUGCAAUGUGUGCAAGGCACAGAUGCCGGAUCCCAAGACCUACAAACAGCACUUCGAGAACAAACACCCAAAGUCAGAACUCCCGGCCGAUCUCAAAGAUGUCUAGCACCUCUUGAUCCUCCCGUUUUCAAUCCCUCCCUUCCACCAUCACACGAUCAGGACUCUCUCAUGUGCACGCAUGUAACGCAGAUGUUACACACAUUUUAGAGGGGAAAAGAAAUAGCCAUUCACGAGUCGGGUGAAAUCUGUCUUUUCAUUUUUCCACCAUCUCUCCGAGAGUCCUCCUCUCCACAGUUCAUCGUCACACACUCUUCAGUCGCAUUGCCAAUAGUGAUAUUUCAUUUUAUAUAAAUUGCCGUGUAUUGUA
Phlebotomus argentipes is the source of this 734-nucleotide messenger RNA. Its product is annotated as zinc finger protein 706-like. The record is from RefSeq and is a predicted model, not a curated record. The transcript is spliced from 2 exons. The coding region runs from base 240 to 473 and encodes 77 amino acids. NCBI's taxonomy places the organism in Eukaryota, Metazoa, Arthropoda, Insecta, Diptera, Psychodidae.